Molecule: messenger RNA, 1324 nt
Organism: Polistes dominula (European paper wasp)
Lineage: Eukaryota; Metazoa; Arthropoda; Insecta; Hymenoptera; Vespidae
Cellular component (GO): cytosol
Molecular function (GO): single-stranded DNA 3'-5' DNA exonuclease activity
Source: RefSeq, a predicted model, not a curated record
AAUCAUUGACUAACCUCUUCAAAAUGUUAGUCUUCUAAGUUUUGUGAUAUCAACAAUGUCGAAGUGAACAUAUUGUAAUUGAUCCUGUCAAUUUCGUUCGUUUAAGUUAUCUUAUUAUUUAGAGGAAUAUAAAAUAAGGUAUUCCUUAAUUAAAUAACAAACAAUGGCAGAAAAUGCUGCUAGUUCUAAUUCGGAGGAAAAUGCAAUUUCCUCAGAUAUGACAAGAUGUUAUGAAAAUUAUAUUAUUGUUGAUGUCGGUGCCAAUUUAACCAAUAAGAAAUAUAGUCGUGAUUUAGAUAGUGUAAUACAAAGAGCUAAAGAUGCCGGAGUCCAAAAGAUCAUGGUUACGGGUGCAAGUAUUCGUUCCAGUAAAGAAGCUUUAAGACUGACAAGAAUAUAUCCCGGUACACUUUACUCUACUGCCGGUGUACAUCCUCAUGAUGCCAAGUCUUGGGAAAAUCCAGAUACUUUACAAGAACUCGAAAGUAUAGCUACCAAUCCGGAAUGCGUUGCAAUAGGAGAAUGCGGUUUAGAUUACAAUCGUGACUUUUCUGAUCCUGAGACACAACGUACUGUUUUUCAUAAGCAAGUAGAACUUGCGUGUCAAUUAAAUAAACCACUUAUAAUACACGAGAGAGCAGCUCAAGCAGACGUAUUGGAAGUUCUCAGUCAUUACAAAAAUCGUUUACCACCAGUUUUAAUUCAUUCUUUCAUCGGUACCGCUGAGGAAGCACAAAUUUAUCUGGAUCAAGGAUUUUAUUUAGGAAUAACCGGUUAUCUAUGUAAAGAUAAAUCAGAUAGCGGUAUUAGACAGUUGUUGGAAGCUGGUCAAGCACCGUUAGAUAAAAUAUUAGUUGAAACUGAUGCACCUUUCAUGUAUCCCAAUACGAGAGCUAGUAAAUUACCUGUACGUGUUAAGGAUGCUUUAACUGAAAGAUCCAUGACUUUUCUUCAUCGUUAUUGCACCUUUCAACGUAACGAGCCAUGUGCCUUGCCAGCUAUAGUAGAAAUGGUAGCAGCGUUUAUGCAAACAACUCCUGAAGAAGUUGCUUUAGCUACCGCUUUCAAUGCUUUGAAAUUAUUUGGUCUAAAUGCGUGAUUUCAAUUUGAACAAUAUCAACAUUGUUAUCUAAGGUGGUGCUAGUGUUGGUGCUUCACAAGAUUUAGAUAUUGGUGCUAAAUAUAUAUGCUAUAUUCUAUUUUUAAUCUAAUAAUCUGACUUUAGAAAAUUUAUUCAAUAUUUAACAUUAUUAACGAAAAAUAAAUACACUUCGUUGUGUUAUAAUCAAUGUAAUGAAAAUUGAGAUAUUACAAAAAAAAAAAA